This is a messenger RNA of Adelges cooleyi (spruce gall adelgid), 637 nucleotides long. Its product is annotated as microsomal glutathione S-transferase 1-like. The record is from RefSeq and is a predicted model, not a curated record. Gene Ontology annotation, cellular component: membrane. Lineage: Eukaryota; Metazoa; Arthropoda; Insecta; Hemiptera; Adelgidae. The transcript is spliced from 3 exons. Bases 86 to 556 code for a protein of 156 amino acids.
CAGUCAAAAAUAGUCUAGUUGGCUAGUAUUACUCUAGUUGCUUUACAACACAUUAAAACAAAACUAAUAUUUAAAUAAAUUUGUUAUGUCAGAAAUAAUGUCAAUGGACUUGUUCACUCGGGAAAAUCCGGUAUUCGAAUGUUAUGCAUUUUACAGCAGUAUUUUGAUUAUAAAAAUGAUAGCAAUGUCACUUUUAACGGCUUUCCAAAGAAUGAGAAAAAAGGUUUUUAUAAGUCCUGAAGACAAAUCAAUGAGCAAAGGAUCAGAAGUUAAAUAUGAUGACCCAGAUGUUGAAAGAGUACGACGAGCACAUUUGAACGACGUGGAAAACAUACCAAUAUUUUUAAUAAGUGGAUUAUUGUUCGUUGCCAGCAAGCCUUCUGAAAUGUUAGCAAUGAACUUGUUUAGACUUUUUACAAUUGUUAGAAUAUUGCAUACUGUAGUAUACGCAAUAUUUGUUGUACCUCAACCAGCAAGAGCUAUUAUGUUUUUAACAGGAGUUGUCAUUAAUGUAAUAAUGAUUAUAUGUAUUAUUCUUAAGAUGCACCAAUUUUAAAAUUUCAUAACUAACUAAGAUGUACUUUAAAAAUUAUAAUAUAGUAAUACAAACUACGAUAGCUAGCUUUUCAAAAUUAUG